Messenger RNA from Penicillium bovifimosum, 1629 nucleotides. It is a transcript of the gene cp9, whose product is annotated as putative serine carboxypeptidase. The transcript has 2 exons. Gene Ontology annotation, biological process: apoptotic process; proteolysis. Gene Ontology annotation, cellular component: trans-Golgi network. Lineage: Eukaryota; Fungi; Ascomycota; Eurotiomycetes; Eurotiales; Aspergillaceae. Bases 1 to 1629 code for a protein of 542 amino acids. The record is from RefSeq and is a predicted model, not a curated record. Gene Ontology annotation, molecular function: serine-type carboxypeptidase activity.
AUGAAUCUCUCCGCAUUGCUAUACUUUGUCCAUGCUCUAUGGGCAGCGCCGGGUUUUGUCCUUUCUCGGGGUAUGGGCUCACACGAUACAUCCCAGUUCAAAGUACAUUCCUUGCCGGGAGUUACGGACUUGCCGUCUAGCUGGGCAGGUCGACUUCCGGUUCCGGGGGUACAGAACGGGAAUGAGAUAUUCUUCUGGUUGUUCGAAGCGGAGCAGCGGGAGUAUGAUGACGACCUGAUCAUUUGGUUCAAUGGUGGCCCUGGCUGCUCAUCUUUGAUAGGUCUCACAACCGGCAAUGGACCCAUCACCUUCGAUGGAAACUCGACUCGGUUCACUCGCAAUCCCCACUCAUGGACCAAGUUGGGAAACGUGCUUUACGUUGAUCAACCCGUCGGCACUGGUUUCUCCACUGCCAGCUUCCCCUACCCAGUGAAGGACAAUAUCCGGGUGACGAGCGACUUUACGCAAUGGCUGCGCGGGUUCUUUGAUUACUUCCCACAUCUGCAGUCGAAGCGGAUUCAUCUCAUGGGCGAGUCGUAUGCAGGUAUCUACAUACCGUACUUUGCAAAUGAGCUUCUCGAAGACAACCAUUCACCACCGCUCAACAUACGCUCAAUGUCUCUCGGUGACGGCUCUUGGGGAAACGCAGCGGCCAUGGCAUCCGUUGCCAUGGGCAAAUACCUCAGGUCACAGCGGGACUUGCUCCAAAUUCCAGAAGACGUAUUAUCUGUCUUCGACGAAGCAGACGUAGUAUGUGGAUUCAACCGCGUGCUAGCACAAUCCGGCAUCUAUCCUCCUCAGGGUAAAAUUCCCAUUCCCGGAAACCCAGAGUACUUCAACCUCCGACGUCGAGACGAAGAAUCCUUCAGUCUCCAGCGCCGGGGCCUUACAGAUGCUGUCAACGGCACAUGCAACAUCUCUCCGAGGACAGCCGCAGAGGUCCGCACCUCAAUAUUCAACUCAACAUGCUACGGCCCCUGUGCCGUCUUCUCCACAGCAAGCGACUACAUGACAACCAUGUCCGCCAACAGCACAACCCGCGGCUGCUUCGACAUGUACGACAUUUCCCAAGACUGCAGCGCUGUCUCGGAGCAGCCACUCUUGGCAGAGUAUUUCAGCCGCGCGGACGUCCAGGCUGCGCUGCAUGUCCCCAACAGUGGAAGCUACAGUGCCUGCAACCCCGCCAUCUUGGGCACGCUCCUUUCAGUGCCUUCUCCCGAGCCACCGGAGUACUCCAUCCUCCCGUCUCUGGUCACCAAGCACAAUGUCUCACUUCACAUCUACCAGGGCGAGUGGGAUAUGCUGAUCAACCACUUCGGCGUGGAGCUAUCGUUGCAGAACAUGACGUGGCGCGGUGCGCAGGGCUUGUCGCAGAAGCCGAGCCAGUGGUUUUUCGCUAAUGAUGCUGCGCCAUCGGUGACAAAGAAGGUGGAGUCCAGGCCUAAGCCAGCGGCUACUACCCUCCAGACUGUCAUUUCGACUGCUCCUGCUGAUGUUGCUAUUGCGGGCACGUGGGCUAUGGAGCGCGGUGUGUCGUAUCACUUCUUCCGUAGUGCUGGUCAUAGCGUGUUUGUAAAUAAGCCGCGGGAGAUGUUUGCUUACGUCCGCGAUGUGGUGGUUGCUCCUUGA